AUAUUACAAAUUCUUUAUUAACAUAUGAUGAAAAAAUGAAUCUUCAAGAUCAACGUAAACAAGAAUUAAAUAAUAGAAUUAAUGAAAUGAUAAAUGAAACAGAGAAUAUUGAUAAUUUAAAAGAAAAUCAAGUUUUAGAUAAUUUAAUAAAACGUUCAGAUAUAACAUUUCAUGGAAAAAAUUUAUUGCAACAAAAUAGAAAAGUAAAAUUAAAUGAAUUACAACAAGAGCUUUUACAAUAUUAUAAAGAAGAAAUUAAUCAAACAGAAGUUCUAUCACAAUUACGAGAAAUUCAAUUAACAAUUGGAAAUGAAGAAAGAUUAACAGCAGAGCAAAAA
Messenger RNA from Cetraspora pellucida, 338 nucleotides. Lineage: Eukaryota; Fungi; Glomeromycota; Glomeromycetes; Diversisporales; Gigasporaceae. The record is from the annotation of a GenBank genome assembly.